CUGCGUUAAGAGCAAAAUCCUCUUCCCAUUAAAACCCACUCGUCGGAGGAAUCAGUGCGCCGCCGCUGUUUGCAGCGUUCCGCGACUGCGGCGUUUGGAGCGUGCAACAAUGUCACAUCUUCCCGCACUUGUUAUUCUAGUUCUUCCGUCACCAUUCUAAUGAUACCAUUGAGAAGGUGCAAAUUCCCAUCUUUUUAUCAGUUUCAUCUUUCCCACCCCUCAAGAAUUCCAAGUCUCACUCUUUCUGCGAUGAACGCAUGCGCUCGUUCAGCCGCAUACCCUUCCCCAUCAUCUCCCGGCGAAACUGUCUCCGAUCUCGCAGCUUACCGCCUCUCUCUUCUCGCAGGUCUUGCCCGCCGCGGUUUGCUCUCUGCCGCUCACAACGUUAGCCAACGCAUCAUAAUUUCUUCGUCCUCGCUGGAAGCUGCUGCCGCCUUGAGCUAUGCUAUCUCUCUCGGCCUUCCCAUUGACCUUGGUCGGCUCCUCCGUUCUCUCAUAACCGCCGGCCAGCUUCAUAAGGCCGAUGUCCUCUUCAAUCAUAGCAGCAAAGACAAAGUUUCCAUGGAUUCCGCUGUGCUGAAUUCUAUGAUUGAGUGCUACUGCAAGCUUUGGAAGCUUGACGUGGCCGAAACUUAUUUGGACGAACUGGUGAAAAUCGGAUGUUUGCCGACCGCGAGGGCUUACGUUGCUGUGCUUCGCGCGCGCUGUGGAAAGGGAAAGUACAUGGACGCUUUCAAUCUCUUUUGUGCGAUAGCUGCUCAAGAAGGACUACUUCCACCUUUGUCAGUCUACAAUGCCAUGAUCUUUGGUUUGUGCUCCAUUGGUUGCUUGGACCAUGCCCGCUUCAUGUUUGAUUUUAUGUUUAACUUGGGCUUACCGCUCUCUCCACGGUCAUAUAAGGCUUUAGUGUAUGGACUUUCCAAGGCAAGUCGAGUUUUGGAGGCCGAGAAUUUAUGCAACAAAAUGGAAUCACGUGGAUUUUGGUUGGACUGCACAUUGUGCACUUCGCUUAUAAAUGGGUACCAGAAGGAAGGUAGGAUGGAAUUGGCUUUGAAGAUUUUCAACAGAAUGCAAGAGAUGAGCUGGUGCCAGCCUGAUACAUAUGCAUAUAAUACCAUUAUCCAUGGAGUUUUGAAGCUUGGCCAUCUUGAUUCAGCAUGGAAACUCUUCAACCAGAUGGUGGAGAGAGGCUUGAAACGGAAUGUAGUCACCUAUUGCAUGAUGAUAAACUGGCACAGCAAAAACAGACGCGUGGACCAAGCAAUGGAGCUUUUGAAGGAGAUGUAUGAGUCCGGUUUACCUCCUAAUUUGCAGUGUUACACAGUUCUGGUUACUUCACUUUGCAUGGAAAGGAGAAUGGUUGAGGCGGAGCAGUUGUUUGAUAAGAUGUUGGACAGUGGUAUUGUUCCAGACCAUGUGAUGUUUUCCGUGCUUAUGAAGAAUCUACCCCGAGGUCAUCGGCCCAUGGUGAUUAAGAAAACUUUGCAUGCUAUUGCUGACUGGAAGAUUGACUUGUCGAGAGUCUCUAACAUUUCUUCCUGCAAUGAAGGCUUCAAAGGGGAAAUUGAAGUUUUGCUGGACGAGAUAAUGAAAAGUGAUGUAUUUCCUGUUCAUUUGAUUUUUAAUGUUUUGCUUUGUGUCUUUUGUACAGAGGGAAACAUUGAUUUAGCUUGCAAUUUUAUGGAAACAAUGGUUAGUUGGGGUUAUGAGCCUUCAAUCUCUACUUACAAUUUCUUGUUAAGGUGCAUGUCCAAAGAGGGUCAUUUGGAAGAUGCUGGUUCGCGUGUUAGCCUCCUUGUGCACCAUCAAGGUGUGCCGUCUAGUUUGACUGCUUACUCCAUUAAAAUUAAUGCACUUUGCAAGAAUGGGCAGGUAGAUUUGGCACUUGAACAACUUGAUGAAAUGAUACAGAAAGGCUUUGAUCCUACUGUUUCUAUUUAUGAUUCAAUAAUUGGUUCCUUGUGCAGAGCAGGAAGAAUAAGGAAGGCUGACAUGACCUUCAAUAACAUGCUUAAAGCUGGGGUUAAUCCUGAUGAGGUUGUGUAUGCCACACUUAUCAACGGUCAUUGUGUUCUGGGAAGAGCUGUUAGGGCUUGUCAUCUAUUUGAUCAGAUGAUGCAACGGGGGUUGUUGCCUAGUUCUCGUGCUUAUAGUGCACUUAUAAAUGGUUUGAUUAAGAAAAACAUGUAUAAGAAUGCUUGCCAUUAUCUAGAUAGGAUGUUAGAGGAUGGUUUUGUUCCAGAUACUGUUCUUUACACCAUGCUUGUUAAUCAAUUUUUGAGGAAAGGAGAGGUUGGUUUAGCCUUGUAUAUAUUUGAUCUGAUGGUUAGGAAUCAGAUUGAACCUGAUCUUGUUGCAUAUGGAUCUCUGAUAUGUGGACUUUGUGGACACAAAAGUGGUGCCAGAAAUCUCUCAUUAACCAGAAAACUCAAGAAGACAAGACACAUUGUUUAUAGAUUGGAAUCUAGAGGAAAACAUACAUCCCGAAUGCUUCAAAGUAAAAGGCUAUCUUCCAUGUCCAUAACAGAAAAGGUCAAUUUCGCAUUGGAAAAAGUGCAGGAUCUUGUAUAUAGAGGGUUGGUGCCAGAUUUGCACAUCUAUAAUGGUAUAAUUAAUGGACUUUGUGGAUGUAAUAGGAUAGAAGAUGCUUAUAAUCAUAUUGCUGAUAUGCAUAACCAUGGCAUUGCUGCCAAUCAGGUGACCUAUACUAUUCUUAUGAAGGCUUUUAUUAGAUCUGGUGAUAUUAAUUGUGCAACUUGGUUAUUCAAUCAGAUGAGUUCCAAUGGCUGUAUUCCUGAUAAAAUGUCAUACAAUACAUUGAUUGUGGGCUUUUGCAUAACCGGUAGAGUGAUUGAGGGAUUAUCACUUGUUCAUGGGAUGCAGAAGAGAGGUCUCCUUCCAAACAAGAUUUUAUACGACCAAUUACUUAAAUUCAUUGUUCCUUGUUGUCCUAGCAAUCUAGCCAUCCUACUUCUAGAAGAGAUGAUCUCACAUAAUCAUGUGCCACAUUCUAGUAACUAUAAUAAAUUACUUUGGGUGCUUUCCACAAAGGCUAAUUUAUUGGAAAUUCGCAGGGUUUAUAAUCUUAUUCUUAAAUUAGGAAGAAUACCAGAUGAGACCACAAAGAAGCAACUUUUGAAAAUAUGCCAUAGCAAAGGAGAAUUCAACAUGGCUUUGAAAAUAAUGGAGAACAUGCCCAUUAAUAAUGACUAAAUUUUGAUUUUCUGGUGAGUGGUACAAAGCUUCUUAGGUAUGCAUGAGGUUUCUAUGACUCCACGCCAUUUCUUAAAUAGUUUGUGUUCUUCCAUUGAGAGGUGUCAUCUCUUUCCAAAGAUGCUUGUGUUCUGAAGAACGGCUUGGGAGUGUUCCCGUCGUUUGCUUCCCUCACAGACUCUUGUACGCCUAUUUUGUGUGAUGCUUCAUGAAGUAAAAGACACAACUCUAUAACGAGCAAUCCCACCCUAUGUAUAGCAGUGCUCCCGCCAGUCUUCACAAGAAACGGAAGAUGCGAUCCCGUCAUCACCUUCCCCACUAGCUGAACUUGCGGCUCUAUUGCAGGACGAAGCAGGAGGAGAAAGAUGCACUUAUGCAUGUUGGUGCUAACUUGACUUGGCUAUGUUUAUCCUUCUUAUGACACACGUGCCAUCAUUCAUAAGGUUUGAAUUUUUUUCCUUGAUAGAGCGGUGAGCCAUCGCAUACAAAUUCUAAACUCGAAGCAGCGGGAGACUAUUUUCUACGCAUUCUUAGGCACAUCAAAAAUUUUAGUGCAAGAAGAAAUAUAAAAAAUGAAGAAUGAUUGCCAUGAAGCCUACCCACCUCUAAGAGUUAAUAUUGUCUGUUAUGAUGAUUAACUGAUCAAGGAUUAUCAGCCAUUUGUGGGACAUCUAUAAGUUGCAGGAAAUGAGGUGCUGCUACUGUUGUUAUUUGCUCCAAGCAAAUUACAAUUGGUGCAUGUGAUUUAUUGGAUUUGCAAUUAAUCAGAUGUGUUACGUCGUUUUUAGCUAAGGGUUUGGAAGACAACUUUUGGCGUAUGUUUCUAUUCAGGACAGCCGCCGACUACCGUUGUUCCCUUUCUAUGGCUGUAUCCGAAGGUGAGAAGGAGCUCCGGCUAUAACUCAUCUGAGGUGGUGACUGUUUCCAAGGUUUUGAGUGGUGCUUCGGCUGUUGCUUGAUUCUGCAGGGAUAUUUAUCCUUACCCAACUCCUCCGCAAUCUUUCCAACCAUCCCGCUCGCUUCAGCAGUUCUUGGACAAUCCUCCCCUUUGCUAUCCCGCUGCCCACCACCCUUCCCCUUAGCUACCACUCGCUGUCCUAGCCACCUACUUCGUUGUUUUUUUGUCCCACCUCAACACUGCAACCUCUUCCCUUAUUGCCAUGUCAUUGUCCAUCCGUCUGAUGACACUGUCGUGGACCCACAACUCCUUUCCUUGUUGUCGUGAGCUUACCCGUCCCUUCCAAAACCCUGCCACCACUUCCUUGAUGCAGCCACCUCACAGUACCUUGCAGCCUCCUACCUUCCUUCCAUCCGACAAGAAACCACAGUCGUCCCUUGCUGCUUUCUGACCAUUCCCCCACUCACAUGCGUACUUUUCCUCUGUAUAACUACAAUACCCCAUUCCUCGACCUAACCUCUAGUUGAGUUGUGUUGUGUCUUUGCUUGUAUCUUAUUUCUCUAUUGUGGUUCUAGUUAACUCUGGUAUCAGGUACUACUUUAACAUUUUGAGUGGGUUUAUUAAAGUCAUCACCAUUUCUAGCUUGGUUCUCUUCCCUAGAGUACUUUCUAUGCCCUGAAUUGUGCUUGAUAUUUGGGCUCUCUACAUGAAGCUUUUAUAAGAGAUGGUUUCGGUAAGUGCUACAGUUUGUAUUUGCAGCUUAAGAUUCAAUCGAUUAACUUGGCUCAGCAUAACUUUAAAUAAGGUUGGCACAUUAUUGUUUUUUAAAGAUUGUUUGAACUUAUUUCA
Messenger RNA from Phalaenopsis equestris, 4960 nucleotides. RefSeq names its product pentatricopeptide repeat-containing protein At5g62370. NCBI's taxonomy places the organism in Eukaryota, Viridiplantae, Streptophyta, Magnoliopsida, Asparagales, Orchidaceae. The transcript is spliced from 8 exons. The record is from RefSeq and is a predicted model, not a curated record. Gene Ontology annotation, molecular function: protein binding. Bases 160 to 3213 code for a protein of 1017 amino acids.